Perca fluviatilis (European perch) is the source of this 2070-nucleotide messenger RNA. It is a transcript of the gene cyribb, whose product is annotated as family with sequence similarity 49 member Bb. Bases 354 to 1331 code for a protein of 325 amino acids. Gene Ontology annotation, molecular function: small GTPase binding. Gene Ontology annotation, biological process: regulation of actin filament polymerization; positive regulation of T cell activation. The transcript has 12 exons. The record is from RefSeq and is a predicted model, not a curated record. NCBI's taxonomy places the organism in Eukaryota, Metazoa, Chordata, Actinopteri, Perciformes, Percidae.
UUAAAACAAAGCAGCGGGUCUCCUCUGACCGGGCGGGUCUAUCUUCAGUUAGGGAAUGAAGGUGUAUAACUUCCCCCUCCGCGCUCAGAGGUGGCACAAACCAAACUCCAUUCUCGUUUGACGGUCACAAUGACGCUCGAUAACUAACCCGGAAACAGCAAAUCGUUUUUCUUCUUCUUUCAGCCCGUACCGCUGGCUUUCUAGCGUGGUAUGCAGACGUCGACUCCAGUGUUUUCUCUACGAGCAUAAAGAGGCUGACCUCUGGUGGAGGACUGUGACCCGAGGCCACCUGCCAGGCCGGGCCUCCCUGCUCCUGACUGACUGCCUCACAGCUCCACUGCUGGUAUCGUAACAUGGGGAACCUACUGAAAGUUUUGACUUGCACAGAUCUGGAACAGGAGCCCAAUUUUUUCCUCGAUUUUGAAAAUGCCCAGCCCACAGAUGCAGAGCGAGAGGUGUGGGAGCAGGUGGACGUGGUGCUGAAGGACGCUAAGGCGGUCCUGGAUGAGCUGCAGGCGUACAAAGGAGCGGGGCAAGAGAUCAGAGAGGCAAUCCAGAAUCCAAACGAUGAAGUGUUACAGGAGCAGGCGUGGGCGGCUGUGGUUCCCCUGGUGGGGAAACUGAAGAAGUUCUAUCAGUUCUCCCAGAGAUUAGAGGCGGCGCUGCACAGCCUGCUGGGAGCUCUGACCAGCGAGUCUUACAACGACCCCACUCAGCACCUGGAGCGGGAGCAGGCGCUGGCCAAGCAGUUCGCAGAGAUCCUGCACUUCACACUGCGCUUUGAUGAGCUUAAAAUGACAAAUCCUGCCAUUCAGAAUGACUUCAGCUACUAUAGGAGAACCCUGAGCCGAAUGCGGAUCAACAACGUACCGGCGGAUGGUGAGAAUGAAGUCAACAAUGAACUGGCCAAUCGGAUCUCUCUGUUCUACGCCGACGCCACGCCCAUGCUGAAAGCGUUAAGUGACGGCACAACCAAGUUUGUAUCGGAGAACAAGAACCUGCCCAUCGAAAACACGACAGACUGCUUAAGCACGAUGGCGAGUGUGUGUAAAGUCAUGUUGGAAACGCCGGAGUACCGCAGCCGGUUCACCAGUGAGGAGACGGUGUCUUUCUGCCUCCGGGUGAUGGUCGGGGUCAUCAUCCUGUAUGACUACGUCCAUCCUGUAGGAGCUUUCGCCAAGUCGUCCAAAAUUGACAUGAAAGGCUGCAUCAAAGUCCUCAAAGAUCAGCCUCCGAACAGCGUAGAAGGCCUUCUCAACGCUCUCAGGUACACAACCAAGCAUCUGAAUGAUGAAUCAACCAACAAGACUAUCAAGAGCAUGCUGCAGUAGGACUGAGCUGCUCCAACUGCUUGCCUCACACCCUGCUGGGGGGAGACGCCACUCUCCUGACUGAUGUCGGUGCACAGAAUGUUUUUUUUUUUUCUUUCUUCUUUUGUUGCUUUUUUAUUUUAUAAUGGAAAAAGAGCUAAUAGCUCCGCCCUCUUUUAUAAUGCAAAAUGCUACUGCCAUUAUGAACGUCUUUUUCUGUGCCAAAAAGAUGUUGCUGAGGUAAUGUUUUCGAUAAAAGGCCAUGCGACAAUGGCAGCUAAUGAAAGCAUUGUGGGUCCUCUGGUGUUUUUAAACUCGUUUUUUCCCUAUAUAAGGGACGGGAGUGCUUUGACUUGAAAAUUUAAAAGAGAGAGAGAAAUAUAUAGAGAAGUAUAUAUUAUUUUUGUUUGAUUCGUUAUUUAAUAUUACAUACUCUGCAUGAUGAAAAUUGUCUUUUCCUUCUAUUUAAAAAAAACUAAUGGUUCAGUUGAAUUUGUCUGCUCUAUUGUGCAUUAUUAAAUGUUUUGUUAUUGAAAUGGUACUUGUCAAAAUGAGAUUUAAGAGUACUGUUUUUAUAUUUUUUAUAGGUUUUAAAUUUGUGCAUAUGUCUUUUUUUUCAUUUCGUUGUGUUGUAUUUUUCAUUUGAAAACUUAAAACUGUGAUGUGUGCUAAAUCAAAUUUUAAAAUUGGGAGUCUGUACUGUAAAUGAGCAGUAUGCUGUGGCUGGAGAAAUUAAAAGGAGAACUCUUGUUUUCUACAA